AAUACUUCACAUGCCAGAGUGUUUUCUCUUAAUCUAUUGCAUGUUGUUCUCACUGCAGGCCCACUAGUAGUCAAUUUGCAACAGUUAAAGUGUGGCAUGGUGGGAAAUUUGUGUGUGAACCGAGGGUAGAUUAUAUAAAUGGGGUUUGUCUUACUCUACCAAACUGGGAUAUGGAUGAGAUUAAUUCAAUUGAUGUAGGCAAGGUUGUCAGAGGCUUAGGAUAUUUGAACUUUAAUGUGUGGUACAAAGACCCUGGCCUUGGGUUUGAGAUAGGCUGCAAGCCUUUCAAAGAUGAUAGAGAUGUAUGUGCCUUUCUGAAUGAUGUGAGUGGCUAUGAUGUUGUCAACUUCUAUGUUGAGCAUAUAGUAGAGGAAGAGCCUGAGUUUGUUGAACCUCCACCAUUUCUUGAAUUUACACAGCCUACUGUUGAGGGGGAGAAAGAUAGUGAAGUCUUGUGUGAAGGGCAGCCUACUGUUGAGGGACAUGCUACUGGCAUAGACAUUGAUGUUGACAUAAUACAAGUGGGACAGUGUAGUGUUGAGAGGGAGAAACAGGGUGAUACAAGUGUUGUUGGUGGGGAGAGUGAUAAGGAGGGUGAAGCAUUUAAUGCAGGACAGGGCAGUGGGGAGGGUAAUAAAGAUGGUGAUGCAGUUAUUGUUGAGGAAGAGGAGGUAGUUGCUGGAGACAAGGAAGGGGAGAAAAAGAAGAGUAAAAAGAAGGAAAAGAAGAAGGGUAAAAAGAAGGACAAGAAUAAGAGUAAAAAGAAGGACAACAAUAAGGGUAAAAAGAAGGAAAAGAAGAAGGGUAAAAAGAAGGAGGGUAAAAAGAAGGACAAAAAGACAGAGCAGGAGGGGGGUGUUGAGAGUUUAGUGAGUGAGAGUCAAAGUGAAUCUGAAUCUGAGAGUGCAGUGAGUGAUGUGAGUCUAGAUGACAGUGAUUUUGAUGAGAGGUGGGACUGGAGGACAGUUUUAGAGGUUGAAGGAGAUGAGAGGCAUCCAGAUAGUACCUCAGAGGAAGAUGAUGAUGCAUUUGUCAAUGAAGUAGAUUUUGACAAUGAAGAUGGUUCAUCUGAUGAGUUGGAAUCUCCACCAGACACAGAUGAUGAGCAUUACCAACCACAGAAGAAGUACCCAAGAUUCAAGUUGGGUCCAGAAGGCACAGAAGUAAAAUUUGAAGUUGGUCAGAAAUUUGAAGCAUCUCAAGUAUUUAAGACAGCCAUCAGAGAAUAUGCUCUUCAGAGGAGGAAGAAUUUGAUAAUUGAGAAGAGUGAUAGUAAGAGAGUGGUUGUCAAGUGUGAGGGAGAGUGCACAUUCUACUGCAGGUUGUCCAAGUAUAAGCAGAAUAACUUCUGGCAGAUUGUGAGUCUUGUAGAUGAACACACAUGCUAUAGGACAGCAAAGAAUAGACAUGCCAGGCCACAAAUCCUUGCUAAGAAGCUGCUUCCAACUAUAAGACAUAAUCCUGGAUUGAAAUGCAAGUCAGUGAUAGCUGAGGGGCAGAUAAGGUGGGGUGUUGUCCUUAAUAGGUUUCAAGCAUCCAGAGUUAAGGCAGCUGCAAAGAAGAUGAUUGAUGGGGCAGAAAAGGACCAAUACACUAAUCUCAGGAGCUAUGCUGAUGAGCUUCUUAGAAGCAAUCCACAAAGCACAGUCAUCAUCAAGAGCUCUCUUGGAGCAAAUGGUCCUGUUUUUGAAAGGAUGUAUGUUUGUUUUGCUGCUUGCAGGCUGGCAUUUGCACAUCAUUGUAGGCCACUGAUUGGACUGGAUGGCUGUUUUCUGAAAGGUGUGUAUGGAGGGCAGCUCCUUUCAGCUGUUGGAAAGGAUGGGAACAACCAGAUGUUCCCCAUUGCAUUUGCCAUUGUUGAAGCUGAGACCAGAGACUCCUGGGAGUGGUUUGUAGCUUUAUUGCUUGAAGACCUGAACUUGGUAAAGCAACAGAGAUGGGCAUUUAUUUCAGAUCAACAGAAGGGUCUAGUUCCCACUUUACAGUCAUUAGCAGGUGAUGUGGAGCAUAGGGUUUGUGUGAAACAUGUGUAUGGUAAUUGGAGGAAGAAAUACCCAGGAAUGGAAAUGAAAGGUGCUUUGUGGGCUGCUGCAAGAUCAUGCACUGUUCCACAAUUUGAUAGGGCUAUGGAGAAGCUGAAGGAGAUGAAUGAACAAGCAUGGAUGGACCUCUGUCAGAUACCUGCCAAGCAAUGGUCAAGGGCCCAUUUCAGCACUAAUUCUCUGUGUGACCUACAAGUGAACAAUAUGUGUGAGGCUUUCAACAUGGCCAUUCUAGAACAUAGAGACAAGCCAAUCAUUUCACUGGUUGAAGGAUUGAAGCGCUAUAUCACCUCUAGGAUUGUGAAGCAAAGACAAUUUAAUGAUGAAAUAUAG
Messenger RNA from Lotus japonicus, 2375 nucleotides. RefSeq lists its product as uncharacterized. The coding region runs from base 171 to 2375 and encodes 734 amino acids. The record is from RefSeq and is a predicted model, not a curated record. Lineage: Eukaryota; Viridiplantae; Streptophyta; Magnoliopsida; Fabales; Fabaceae. The transcript has 3 exons.